UCCCUUUGGCCAUCGCAUCACCCCGCGGAGGUAUUACCAAGAGACCUGCCAGUCGCGCUGCUGCUGAACCUGCCGGUGAAUUGUGGUGAGUGGCGGCAGGGACCCCUCCAGCCCAUUCAGUGAAUGCCACUAGGUAACUAACCACCCACAUGCGGGAUACAUUAUUAGCCAAGUUGGCCCUCUCCAGUGUGCCCCAGAAAAUCAUCUACCAGCCCGAUUGAACCGGAUGUCAACUGCUUGCGCGCCCUGUCUUACUAACCCCCAAAGCCACCUGUCGAGCCGAAGCUGCAGGAUCCCAAACUCUAAUACAACUCAUCAUGCAAGGCUGAGCCCAUCUCUCGACCUCCCACUUCCAUCAUCCUCGGUCUGGAGGAAGACCCAUCCAGGAACCUAUCCAGGUUAAUUCACCCCCUCCAUCACUAGGAGCUACUGGAAAUGGUCCAAUCAGCAAGGCCAGCCCUAUGUUCGAGAGCGCUGUGUACAUGGUGCUCUGUCAUACUUUGCUUCGGUCUACUGGGCCUGUUGUACAUGAGACUGCUGAAAGACGAUUUCACUCUAAUCCUUAAUCGAGUCGAGAAAUAUCCAGCUAAGCACCGACCGAAUGCACUGGUUCUGGCCAAAACCCGCUCGGAAGAUGUUUCCUGGGCAUACACCCUCGAGCCCCACUGGAAACCCUUCAUCUACACGUCCGAUCAAGAGCCCGGGUACUAUGCCAUCCCGGCAAACAAGGCCGGCGAGGGUAUGGCGUACCUGACGCACAUCAUCGACUUCUACGACCGUCUGGCAGAUGUCACGGCAUUCAUGCAUGCUUCCGCCACCCAGUGGCAUAAUGAUGUCGGCGACAUGGUGUCAUCGUCCCUGCUUCUAAAACUCAGCCUGGAUGCAGUGAAACGGGCUGGAUAUGCGAACCUCCGCUGUCAGCACCGCCCCGGGUGUCCGGUGGCUGUGCGCCCGUUCGAUCCUGCUAUGGCUUCAAACCAUAACGUUGUGUAUCGCAACUUCACUUCGAUCUAUAUGGAUCUAUUUGCCGUGCCACGUGAGCAAGUGCCCACCGAGGUCGGCGGGGUCUGCUGUGGCCAAUUCGUGGUCACGAGGGACCGGAUCCGAGGACGGCCAAGAGAAGAUUAUGUGCGAUUGCGCGACUGGGCUCUAGCAACUGAUAUGGACUCAUUUGCUGCAGGGUCUGUGUUUGAGAUGUUGUGGCAUAUUAUCUUUCUCGAGCAACCCAUCUCGUGUCCUGAUGCCCAGCAGUGUUAUUGUGAGCUUUAUAAUUUAUGUCCCGAUAAUAAUGACCACACUUGAACCAUUAAUCUUAUUUCACU
This is a messenger RNA of Aspergillus sclerotioniger CBS 115572, 1322 nucleotides long. Its product is annotated as DUF3431 domain-containing protein. Lineage: Eukaryota; Fungi; Ascomycota; Eurotiomycetes; Eurotiales; Aspergillaceae. The record is from RefSeq and is a predicted model, not a curated record. The coding region runs from base 436 to 1302 and encodes 288 amino acids. The transcript is spliced from 4 exons.